AUGGCGCGCGCAGCCGGGUCCGAGCGGCGGCUGCUGGCCGUCUACACCGGCGGCACGAUCGGCAUGCGGAGCGAGGACGGCGUGCUUGUCCCUGGGAGGGGCCUGGCUGCUGUCCUGAAGACACUGCCCAUGUUCCAUGAUGAGGCGUAUGCCCGGGCCUGUGGUCUCCCUGAGGACACCCUGAUGCUGCCCCCUGCCAGUUCUGACCAGAGGAUCAUCUACACAGUGCUGGAGUGCCAGCCCCUCUUGGACUCCAGUGACAUGACCAUCACUGAGUGGGUUCAGAUUGCCCAGAUCAUAGAGAGACACUACGAACAGUACCAGGGCUUUGUGAUCAUCCACGGCACUGACACCAUGGCCUUCGCAGCCUCUGUGCUCUCCUUUGUGCUGGAAAACCUACGGAAACCUGUCAUUCUCACUGGUGCCAGCCCUCUCCCUGUGGUCUCUCCCCAGGUACCCAUCCAUGCACUGUGGAAUGACGGUCGUGACAACCUACUGGGUGCCCUUCUUAUGGCUGGCCAGUAUGUCAUCCCUGAGGUCUGCCUAUUCUUCCAGAAUCAGCUAUUUCGGGGCAACCGGGCAACCAAGGUGGACGCCCGGAAGUUUGCAGCUUUCUGCUCCCCCAACCUACCCGCCCUGGCCACUGUGGGUGCGGAUAUCACAAUCAACAGGGAGCUUGUGCGGAAGGUGGGUGGGAAGGACCCACUGGCAGUACACAGCUGCAUGGAGCGUGAUGUGGGGCUUCUGCGCCUUUAUCCCGGGAUUCCUGCUUCUCUGGUUCGGGCCUUUCUGCAGCCCCCCCUGAAAGGUGUGGUCAUGGAGACCUUUGGUUCAGGGAAUGGGCCUACCAAGCCAGACCUGCUGCAGGAGCUGCGGGUGGCGGCCAAGCGCGGCCUGAUCAUUGUCAACUGUACCCACUGCCUUCAGGGGGCUGUGACUUCAGACUACGCAUCUGGCAUGGCUAUGGCGGGAGCUGGCAUCAUCUCAGGCUUUGACAUGACAUCAGAGGCUGCUCUGGCCAAGCUGUCAUAUGUGUUGGGCCAUGCCGGGUUGAGCCUGGAGGACAGGAAGAAGCUCCUGGUCAAGGACCUUCGAGGGGAGAUGACAUUGCCAAUGGCAGCUGAUCGUCAGUCCUCACUGCAGGAUAGCAUACUGGGCCGCAGGGUGGCCUGGCUUCUCAGUCUCGGUGGUAGCCAGGAAGCUGAUGCUGUGCGGGCCUCCCUGACGCCCAGUCUGGCCCUUGCUGCAGCCCACACUGGUGACUUAGAGGCUCUGCAGGUUCUUAUGGAGCUGGGCAGUGACUUGAGUCUGCAGGAUCCUAUUGGUCAAACACCAUUGCAUCUGGCUGCGAGGAGGGGCCACACAGGGUUGGUCACCAUGCUGCUGCGGAGAGGUGUGGACGUGAAUUCCCGUGAUGAGGAUGGCCAUAGCCCACUGCUGCUGGCUGUGAGGGGCAGGCAUCAGGGUGUCAUUGGACUGCUGCGUGAAGCUGGGGCCUGCCUGUCUUCCCAGGAGCUGGAGGAUGCUGGGACGGAGCUGUGCAGGCUGGCAUUCAGGGCAGACAGUGAAGGCCUGCAGGCUUGGUGGCAGGCGGGAGCUGACCUGGGGCAGCAAGGCUAUGAUGGGCGCAGUGCCUUGCAUGUUGCGGAAGCAACUGGAAACCUGGAGGUGGUGGCCCUUUUGCAGAGGCUUGGCAUCCAGGCCCCGGGCCCUCCGGAGCUCCGUUUGCCUGCGAUGGGCCUCAACGGGCUGCACCGAAACCGAGAUCCCUGGAGGCUGCACCGCGCCUCCAGGCUUGCGAGAGCACACGGGGCUCUCGGUGCUGGGGUCAAGGUGCAGGCUCCUGCUGCGUGUGUUGCAGGCAGGCCAGGGGGCCGGCCUCCUCCUACGUCGGAGAUGAGAGCACAGGCAGGGGGUCCCAGUGUGGACUACGAGAGUGCGAACCCUGUCCCUCUCUGGACCUCUCCUACCCGGGCCACCUGGGACACCAACUCGAUCAAUGUGGCCUCCCUCAGUGAGCCUGGGCGUCCCGGGUCCCAGGCGAGACUGGGCAAGCACGUUCCCCAGCGCCAACCCCAGGCCAGGUGCGCCCAGGCUGGGCGCUGGAGGCGGGGGCGCCGGGCGGGGCUGAACGCCGGGUGA
This is a messenger RNA of Castor canadensis (American beaver), 2142 nucleotides long. The record is from RefSeq and is a predicted model, not a curated record. Lineage: Eukaryota; Metazoa; Chordata; Mammalia; Rodentia; Castoridae.